AUGGAAUUCGACUGGUCGACGCCCUUUCCGGAGGGUGUCAUAUCCUUCCUGGAUACAGACUUGUACAAGCUGACCAUGCAAUGCGCCGUCUUCAAAUACUAUCGCGAUGUCCCGGUCACAUAUGCCUUUACGAAUCGCACACCAGAGAAGAAGCUUUCGAGAAAGGCGUUCAAGUGGCUUGACUUGCAAAUCAGUAAAUUGGGAAAUAUCUCUUUGUCCGAUGAAGAGUUGCGAUAUCUGCGGAAGCAUUGCUCCUACCUCAGCUCCGACUAUCUUGACUUCUUGAAAGAAUUCCGACUGUCGCCCCGUGAACAAGUUUCGGCCACCUUUACAGUUGUUGGCGACGAUACUGGAAGCGACGACGACGUCGGCGAUGUUCACCUCGAUAUUCGUGGCAACUGGGUCGACACCAUUCUCUACGAGAUCCCUCUGUUGGCACUCACUUCCGAGGCCUACUUCAAGUUCAUGGACAAGGACUGGAACUACGAUGGUCAGGAGGAAAAGGCGUUCCAGAAAGGAAUAAAGUUGCUGGAAGCCGGCUGUAUCACCUCGGAGUUCGGCACGCGCCGCCGAAGAGACUACCACACACAGGCCUUGGUCUUCCGAGGAUUCGUCAGAGCAAGCAAAGUAGGACAGGAGCGAGGCUUGCCUGGCAAGAUUUCUGGCACCAGCAAUGUCCACUUGGCCAUGCGCUUCAACCUUCCGCCUGUUGGAACUGUUGCUCACGAGUGGUUCAUGGGAAUUGCUGCCAUAGUAGACGACUACCCCAACGCUACCGAGGCUGCCCUGCAAAGAUGGAUUGGCUGCUUUGGUGAAGGCACUUUGGGUAUAGCACUCACCGACACCUUCGGCACCAGGGCUUUUUUGGAGGCCUUCAAAAAGCCUGUCAGAUACCUACCUGGAACACCAAAUAUCCCCCUGGACCGCGAGGACACUGUCUCGUCCAAGACGUAUGCUGAGGUGUUUGCUGGUGUACGUCAAGAUUCGGGCGACCCUGCUGAUUUUGUCAGAAUGAUGCGCGAAUUCUACGACGAGCAGGGCAUCAAGGACAAGAAGACCGUUGUUUUCUCUGACUCAUUGGAUAUUGAAAAGUGCAUCGAGUACAAGAAGAUAUCCGACGAUGCUGGUCUCCAGCCCACGUUUGGUGUCGGUACAUUCCUCACCAAUGACUUUAUCUCACUGAGUACUGGCAAGAAGUCGACUCCUUUAAAUAUUGUCAUCAAGCUGAGCUCGGCUGCGGGUAAUCCGGCUGUCAAGAUUAGCGACAACAUUGGAAAGAAUACUGGUGACUCUGCCAAGGUGGCCGAAGUAAAGAAGACCCUUGGUUAUCAAGAGAAGUCUUGGGAAGGUGGCGAUGAGACCUCCAGAUGGGGUAAAUAA
Messenger RNA from Pestalotiopsis fici W106-1, 1380 nucleotides. RefSeq lists its product as uncharacterized. The record is from RefSeq and is a predicted model, not a curated record. Gene Ontology annotation, molecular function: nicotinate phosphoribosyltransferase activity. Gene Ontology annotation, biological process: NAD+ biosynthetic process. Bases 1 to 1380 code for a protein of 459 amino acids. NCBI's taxonomy places the organism in Eukaryota, Fungi, Ascomycota, Sordariomycetes, Amphisphaeriales, Sporocadaceae. The transcript has a single exon.